CAGAAAAAGUGGAGCAUAAUGUAUUAAGCCGUAAAAGAAAGAAGAUACAAAAGGCACUUUUUCCGGUGGAGUAGCGUAGCUAAGAGAUUCUCUUUUACUAUCAGAAAACUAAAAUAUGAAUGUGAAAUCUGCCGGUGGAGUUGUUUCUGGGUUGUGAAAUUGUGGAUUUUGAUUCAAAUUUGUUGUAUUGAGAAACAAUGGAGAAGGAGAAGGAGAAGUACUCGGAGGAAUUGAAUGUGGCUGUGAGGGUUGUGCAUAUGGCGUGUGGUCUCUGUCAAAAGGUGCAAAAGGGUUUGCUUGGUAACGCAUUGGAUGAUGAUGAGGUUAAGUCUAAAGAUGAUGAUUCUCUUGUUACUAUUGCAGAUUGGAGUGUGCAAGCAACUGUAAGCUGGAUCCUUUCAAAUACUUUUGGUAGCGAAAAUGUCUCCAUAGUAGCUGAAGAGGACGUUCAAACUCUUUCCAAGCCUGAAUCAGCAGGUCUAUUGGGUAAAGUUGUCAGCACUGCCAAUGAAUGCUUAGCACAAGCUUCUAGAUAUGGUCUGAAAGGUCCAGAUAAAACCCUGGGGCCUUCAGAAAUUCUGGAGGCUAUUAGUCGCUGCAAUUCAAAUGGGGGCCCUCUUGGCAGGCAUUGGGUUCUUGACCCGGUUGAUGGUACACUGGGGUUUGUGCGUGGAGGUCAAUAUGCUGUAGCUUUAGCGUUGAUUGAUAAUGCGGAGGUUGUAGUUGGAGUGCUAGGAUGCCCUAAUUAUCAUAUGAAAAGGGACAGGCAUAAUAAGCAACAGCAAAAUCAUAUUUCAUCAGAAGUUUCAGUGCCCUCACCUGAUAUGUUGGAAGAAGGAUGUGUGAUGUACUCAAAAAAAGGUACUGGUGAAGCUUGGGUGCAGCCAACGGUUUAUGGUGAUAGUAAAUAUGAAUGGCCAAAUUUUGCCAAACAAGUUCGUGUUUCUCCAAUUGAUGAUCCAGCAUUGGCAACUUUUUGUGAGCCAGUUGAGAGAGCUAAUUCAAACCACUCCUUUGCAGCUGGACUUGCUUCCUCUGUUGGGCUUAGAAACAAGCCCCUCCGUGUUUAUAGCAUGGUAAAAUAUGCUGCCAUAGCACAGGGAGAUGCUGAAAUUUUCAUGAAAUUUGCUAGAGCUGGGUACAAAGAGAAGAUUUGGGACCAUGCAGCUGGUGUUCUAAUUGUACAAGAGGCCGGCGGUGUGGUGACUGAUGCAGGAGGGCGUUCACUUGAUUUUUCUAAAGGGAUAUACUUGGAAAGUCUUGAUAGGGGAAUAGUUGCUUGCUCUGGCACUAAGCUGCAUGAGAAAUUAAUUGGAGCUGUUUAUGCCAGCUGGGAGUCCUCUAGUCUAUGAAUCUUUCUUAUCUGCUACAAGGACAGUGACGGGUUUUUGUCUUAUUACGUACUCCCAGGUGGUAAACAUGACUUCUACAUCAUUGCAAUUGGUUCAUGAGAUACGCGUUUGCUCGGGGAAGACAUAAUGGCGGACUGGUUUCCCAACAGACAGGUAUUUCUGAG
Messenger RNA from Solanum verrucosum, 1516 nucleotides. RefSeq names its product PAP-specific phosphatase HAL2-like. The record is from RefSeq and is a predicted model, not a curated record. Gene Ontology annotation, molecular function: 3'(2'),5'-bisphosphate nucleotidase activity. The transcript is spliced from 4 exons. Bases 198 to 1352 code for a protein of 384 amino acids. Gene Ontology annotation, biological process: phosphatidylinositol phosphate biosynthetic process; sulfate assimilation. NCBI's taxonomy places the organism in Eukaryota, Viridiplantae, Streptophyta, Magnoliopsida, Solanales, Solanaceae.